AUGCCGCGGCCCUGCAGCAGCAGCAGCAGCAGCAGCAGCAGCAGCAGCAGCAGCGGCAGCAGCAGCAGCGGCGGGGGCGGUGGGGGCAGCGGCAGCAGUGCGGCGGAGCUGAAGGGCUUGGGGGAGGCCGACGGCUGGGGCCCCCCGCGGAAGCCCUUGAAGGCAGCAAAGAGCGAGAUGAAGCUAAAACCUCUUUUUAGGCUGUCUGUACACCCUAAAUCCAAACGCACGAAGACACAGAGGCCUAUAGGAAGUGCAGCAGCAGCCACAAGAGCAGCAGCAACAGCAGCAGCAAAGUCUGCAGCAGCAGCAACAAGAGCAGCAGCAGCAGCAAAGUCUGCAGCAGCAGCAAGAUUCGCAACAACAGCAGCAAGAGCUGCAGCAGCACAGAAGCUGCUGCAGCGAAGAGGGCUCGGGGGUUCGUUACAGCUGAGCAGCAGCAGCAGGCCGCAGCUGCUCCUACUCCCAGCAGCAGCAGCAGCAGCAGCAGCAUCUGUAGCUGAAGCAGCAGCGAUCUCUGCAACAGCAGCAGAAGUAGCAAUCUUCGUAGCAGCAGCAGCAGCAGCAAACUCCGCAGCAGCAGCAGCAUCUGUAGCUGAAGCAGCAGCGAUCUCUGCAACAGCAGCAGAAGUAGCAAUCUUCGUAGCAGCAGCAGCAGCAAACUCCGCAGCAGCAGCAGCAUCUGUAGCUGAAGCAGCAGCGGUCUCUGCAACAGCAGCAGUAACAGCAGAAGUAGCAAUCUUCGUAGCAGCAGCAGCAGCAAACUCCGCAGCAGCAGCAGCGAGAAACUAG
Messenger RNA from Eimeria necatrix, 792 nucleotides. RefSeq lists its product as hypothetical. Lineage: Eukaryota; Apicomplexa; Conoidasida; Eucoccidiorida; Eimeriidae. The coding region runs from base 1 to 792 and encodes 263 amino acids. The transcript is spliced from 3 exons. The record is from RefSeq and is a predicted model, not a curated record.